UAUCUAAUAAUUGUUUUGAUGAACUUGUGUUUAUCUCUUUCAGUUAAGGCCUAAAGAUGGCCAUUCGACCUUUGAAGAAGGACAAGAAGGUUGUCAAGAGGACGAAGAAGUUCAUUCGUCAUCAAUCAGAUCGAUAUGUUAAAGUGAAGCAAAACUGGCGCAAACCAAAAGGUAUUGACAACAGAGUGAGAAGACGUUUCAAGGGACAAUAUUUGAUGCCAAAUAUUGGUUAUGGUACUGCCAAGAAACAAAGGCAUAUCAUGCCUGAUGGAUUUAAGAAAUUUCUUGUACACAAUGUUGCAGAACUUGAAGUUUUGUUGAUGCAGAAUAGAACAUUUGCUGCCGAAAUUGCACAUAACGUAUCGAGCAAAAAACGAAAGACCAUUGUAGAACGUGCACAACAAUUGGCCAUCAAAGUGACCAAUCCCAAUGCCAGACUGCGAUCUGAGGAGGAUGAGUAGACUGGUUUUCUGUGUACAUAAAACAAGAAAAAUAAAAGAAAAAACUCCACAA
Messenger RNA from Ruditapes philippinarum (Manila clam), 513 nucleotides. Its product is annotated as large ribosomal subunit protein eL32-like. Gene Ontology annotation, cellular component: ribosome; cytosolic large ribosomal subunit. Lineage: Eukaryota; Metazoa; Mollusca; Bivalvia; Venerida; Veneridae. Gene Ontology annotation, biological process: translation. Gene Ontology annotation, molecular function: structural constituent of ribosome. Bases 57 to 461 code for a protein of 134 amino acids. The record is from RefSeq and is a predicted model, not a curated record. The transcript has 3 exons.